CGAUAAGUACACUGAGCACUAAAGUCACUGAUCAAAUUAUCGUCCACAUGGAUGCCUUCGUCCAUGCAGUAUUGCUUAUUGUGUUAAUCAUCCCAGCGGUUGUUAGAGCAGUGAAUCAAUUACAAAUCAUAUUUACUGACCAAACCCAUAACAUCCAGAAAGGUUCAGAAGUUCGUCUGACAUGCGUAGUGAGCGGGGGAAACAACCCGAACUUGACAUGGAUAUCCACAAAAGGACAACUGCCACUGAACAGUGUAACGGAAAACAACGGCCAAACUCUGGUCAUAUCCGGGUUUGAUAUGAUGGACAACGGUCAAUAUCUGUGUGUGGCCUCGGAUGGACUGCAUUUCGCUAGUCACAUGUUUUCCGUAAAGUUGCCCUCAACACAAAAACCAUCAACGACAACUACCUUGCUAUCAAGUCCGUCUACAGCAGUGUCGUCAACAACUAAACCCAUGACAAAUAUGUUUGCAACUUUAACGAACAUUCAGACCACGGAUACAUCUCGUUCGCAAGAAAUAACAACAACAACAACACCAAAACCAACAACCACAGAACCGAUGAACAUGAUAUCGACUGCUAAUGGACACGUCCACACAUCAGGGCAAGUCUGUAUGAGAUGUAGAGAUGUCAUUUCCCCAGCGUACUGUACACAAACUAUUCAGUGUGGACCACACGAGGAGUGUUAUCUACAGAAGUAUGCAAGAGAUGGCAGAGUGUUAUAUAAACAGGAGUGUAUGCCUAGCGUGGCCUGUGGGGCAUGACCCCUAUCACACAGAUAAUUGGCAAGAGAAGACAGGCUGGUGAAAUCGUUCUCUGUGAAGCUUGCUGUUCUAACUUCAGCAGAUGUAACAUUGGAGGACUCUGUGGUACUCCUGGUGUGGCUGCCAAAAUAUUAAACCUCUCUGUAUCUCCAUUACGUUACAAUCUCGGGGAUGACGUGGAGGUCACGUGCAGUGCUAUGGGUGUACCUAAGCCUACAGUGGAAUGGAGUGUGCUUGUAUCAAGUGACAAAUUUCCCACCAACAUACACCUUCAAGUCAACAAGGACGGGUCCUCUCUGCGAAUCGAGAACUUUAGUCACGGCAACGAACAUCAAUAUCAAUGUACAGCUAAAAAUAGCAACGGCGAGGACGCCAAAUUAAUCACAUUGAGAGUUCAUUGAAUAAACAAUAAAAACAUCCACCAAUAA
Messenger RNA from Ostrea edulis (European flat oyster), 1192 nucleotides. Its product is annotated as mucin-2-like. The transcript is spliced from 9 exons. The record is from RefSeq and is a predicted model, not a curated record. The coding region runs from base 48 to 764 and encodes 238 amino acids. Lineage: Eukaryota; Metazoa; Mollusca; Bivalvia; Ostreida; Ostreidae.